UCAGAAGCGGCCUUUGGAAGCGAGAACCGGGGAGGUCGCCGCGGUGGCUGCACGAACUGCCUUGAGGUGCCUGCGGGGCGAUCUCGGCUGUUUCGGCGGCAGCAGCCCCCGCCCGCCACGAGUGCCACCGCGGGGCAAAAGUGAUGAAGGGAGUCCUGGAGGUUGGGCUUGUCGAGGUGUCCACCACUGGGGCCUUGAAGAAAGGAAACAAUGUCUGAAAUUGAGCUGCAGAGUGAGAUGAAGCCGGAAGGGGAUGGCAAUGAGCCAAGGACACCCCAGGAGCUUCUGCAGAGACUCCGGGAGCUAGAGGCAGAGAAUUUGGCUUUGGUGCAAGCCAAUGAGAACCAGCGGGAAACCUAUGAACGCUGCCUGGAUGAGGUAGCCAAUCACGUGGUGCAGGCGCUGUUAAACCAAAAAGAUCUCCGUGAAGAAUGCAUAAAACUGAAAAAACGGGUCUUUGACUUGGAACGGCAAAACCAGGCUCUCAGUGAUCUUUUCCAUCGAAAGCUGACUUCUGGAUCUCUCUCCCAGCCUCCAGCCCAUCCAGCUUUCUUGCUCUCCAGUCCAUCCCCAAUCUCCCAACCAGGCACAGUAGAGAAGCUCCCAGUGUCGCUUCCCCUGGGACGGUGCCUCUUGCAGAGAGAGAUCAUCUCUGAGGAACAUUGUCUGGGCAUUCCUGGAUCUAAUCCCCAGUCUCUGGAGGCUCUCUCCCCUUUCCUGCGAAAGAAGGCCCAAAUCCUGGAAGUGCUGCGUUCCCUGGAAGAGAUGGACCCGCUGCUUGCCUUUCCCUCCCCUUGGAGAGACCCUGGGCAGCUGAGCUCCCCAGAGGGCCUGACUGCAGAAGCCUGGCCGUGUCUACUGCUGGCUCAGGGCGAAGGGGUGCCUGGGCAGCCUCCACUGAAAAGCGAGGGCAGCUCCUCCUCCUCCUCAGAUGAGGCUGGGGAACCCGAUCCCCCCGAGAACGGACACCCAGGGCAAGGGCUGCUGAGCGCACUGGCCGAACGCAAGCUGGAACUAGGUGAGGUGGAGACGUACCUGCAGCAGGUCCUCCGGGAGGCUGGUGACGGUGCCCUGCUCAAUGGGGAGCCAGGUGGGCCCUGCCUGAUGGGCAACCCUGAAGGGCAGGCCAGGAGCUACAAGCACAUCCAGGCGGUGAGUUGCCUAGAGGCCUUGGGGCCUCCCUCCUCCUGCAGGGAGCCAGCUUACCUGAGCGUCCUGGCAUCGAGCGAAGACAGAGAUAAGUCUCGGCAAGGGCUCCCUAUCCCGUCCCCCUCCAAGGUGCUCAAGUUGCUGAAAAUGCCACCACCUCCCAGCCCUGCUGCCCUCCGCCUCAGCCCGCAGCUCACCCGCAGCUCCAAAAUCCCCUGCCGCAGCAACACGUACGAGGUGUACCACUCCCCAACACCCAGCCGCAAGGGCUCCCCCGACAGCCCUUUCCCCACCGACUCUGGUGUGGGCGGAGGACAUCCCUCCCCCAAGGCCGGCCGGCCCCUCGUCCCAGAGCCCCACCCCAUCACCCCCACCUCCCCAGACCCUUUUGGGUACCACAAGCCCCAUGAGUACGAGAACAUCCUGGAGCUGACCCUCAACACUGCCAUGGGCUCCCGCUCCCCCUCGUCCCGCGAUGCCAAACCGGACCCGCCUGAGGUGCUCCUGCCUUCCUGCCGCUUGGCUCCUCUUCGGGCAAUGCCCCCCGGGGAUCUCUCGCCGGAGCCCUGCCCUGCUGGCGGCCGAGAGAAGCUGGGCCUGGAGAGCAGGCGCUCUCCCCCCCUGUCCCGCAGGAACCCUGACGGCUCCAAGAGAGGCGGCAGUGGCUCCACCAAGCGGACACUCGAGGCAGCAGCUGGCAUGCCCUUCAAAGAGCGGCUGACAGUGCUGGGGCGGCUGAAGGGGGUGGAGGGGAAGGAGGGGCGGGCCCCCACCCGGUCGGGGGAGCGUGGGGAGAGCCUUCCUGAGUCCCACCCCAGGCUGGGCUCUGGGAGCAGCAGCCUCAAGCACCCGGAGCCCUGCCACGGGGGCGAAUUGGCCCCUCGGUGCUACUCCUCCCACUCUGUCGGCUCCCGUGGGAACGACUCCGAGCACCAGGGCUCCAAGAGUCGCUCCUUGGGAACGCCGGCCAACCGGAAUCCCUCCAAAGCCCAGCCACCCGGGAAGAGUGCCAAGAGUCCCCACGGGAGCCCAACUAAGUUACCUUCCAAGUCCCCAACCAAGCCCCCUGCCCCAGAGCCCAAGCCAUGCCCACCCUCAGCCAAGGCACCUGCCAGCAUUGGGCGCAAGAACCCCCCUGGCCCGGACCAGGCCAAGGGCAAAGUUGGGCCUCCCGCCAGCAUUGAAGAAAAGGUGAUGAAAGGCAUUGAAGAGAACGUCCUGCGAAGGCACAAAGGCGGGCCGGCCACAGGGGAGGCCAAGCAGAAGAAUUCGAGCGGUCUCGCCAGUUGGUUUGGCCUGCGCAAGAGCAAGCUGCCUGCCCUCAGCCGGAGGCCAGAGACCCCCAAAGCCAAGGAGAGCAAAGCUGCCUCGCGCAGGCUGGAGCCUGAGAGCCUGAACAUUUCCAAGCUCAUGGAGAAGGCAGAGGACCUGCGCAAAGCCCUGGAGGAGGAGAAGGCCUACAUCAACGGGCUGGCCCUGGACAAGCCUCGGCCCCACCCCUGUGCCACCGGACACAGCCAGCUCACCCUGAUGUACCAGGAGGUGACUGCAGAGAACUUCAUGCAGCAGCUGCUCAAUAGGGUGGAUGGGAAAGAGGCACCGUGUGAGACUCAUCUGGACCAGAAGAAUGAGCUUCAGGGCCUGCAGAGAGGGCUGUGUGAUACCAAAGAUCCCCGCCUUAUCCGGCCACCACUCAACGGCAUCGUUGGGCACCUCCAUGCCUGUCAGGAGGCUCCGGACAAGCUUCAUGAAGCUGCCUUGCAGGAAGAGCUGCCAUCUGACGACAACUUGGCUGAACUGGUGACCUCCCAGCACUUUGCCGUGUGUAGCUCCUUGACGCGGACCCUGGACAGUGGCAUUGGUACAUUCCCCCCUCCUGACUACUGCAGCGGGAUGCCCUGUAAGAGUGUCCCAAAACUGAGACCUCGACUGGAUCCUCCGCCAGCAGGGCCCCUCCCCACUAGAGGCCCCCCACCUGUCACCAGAGUGCCCCGCAAAGCCCGAACGCUGGAGAGGGAGGUGCCAAGCACAGAGGACCUGAUGGGGCCUAGCAAGCACCAAAGCAUGCCAGCUUUCCACGGCAUCUUAACCAGCGCAGAGCCACCCUUCAGCCAUCACGAUCGCAGAGGCUGCCUGCAAGAUCUCUGCAGCGAAGCCAGCAAUCCCCAGCAUGUCCAACAUGGCAAGAACUGGACUUUCCCGAACGCCAAAGCAUCGGCCGGCGUGGAUCCCUUUCUCUGCUCUCCAGACAGGCUGGAGGGGCUCCGUGGCUCUGCGCUGGGCUCGGCUUGCAGUGUUGUCGAGCAAAGACGGGCUUCAUCAGAAGGACCUCAGGCCUCCCCGGCCUUCAGCACCAGCAGUAGCCGAACCCCCAGUGCUUCUGACGUGGGUGAAGAGGGCAGCACAGAAGCCCGCUCCAGGGAUAUGGGUCCAGAGGGGCAGCCGGGACUGGAGAACUCUGAGUCCCUCAGUGACUCUCUUUAUGAUAGCUUGUCCUCCUGUGGCAGUCAGGGCUGAGCAUUUUGAGGAAGAAUGAGGGCAUUGACAUCCUGGGUUGACACUGCCACAUGCUCCUGCCUGGUGCUUUGAGGGCCCAGCACUUGCCCAUAGGAUCCUGCUUUAUUCUUCUAAACCAAAUCUUGGCCUGCACCAGAACACGAUGUGUCUUCCACACCAGCUCCCUGCCCACUCUUAAGCAGGGAAAUGGGACUUCUUCAGCAGGGCAUCAGAUGACUUAUCUAUUAAGAGAAGAGACAGGAAGGAAAGAAAAGGUUGGCGGGAGGGCAUGAUAGGAGGUGGUUGUGGGCAUCUUCAUCUAGUUAAAUGGCAUUUGAUCUACUUUGGGGUGUGGUCUUGCACAUUAAGUGGUAUCCCUUUGGUUAAAGCACUGCAAAGGGGGAGGGAUCUAAUUUGUCUUGCUGAUCCAUUACCCAACUUGGUGGACUUGCUGUGGAAAAAAAAUGGAAUCGAGGAUUGUUGUGGGUUCCAGGGUGCGCUAAGUAGAGAGUAUCCUCCAUAAGGGUGAUUCCCGUUCACAAAUUGCACCAGCAAAACGCUCUCUCGCCCUGAUCUCCCUUUUGCAGGCUGGAAAGGGGCGGUGCUGAUUAUUAUGCCCUCGCCAGUGGAAGAAUUUCCCAUCUUUGCAUCUAUCCGAGCUGCCCUCUUUACCUCAUCGGCAGUGCACAGUACUUGCCUUAGCAAAUUACCGAAGCCCUUCCACCUCUUCCACCUCUCGACACUUGGAAAGCAUGUGAGAUUUUGCCAAAUCCAGGAUUUCCCUCCAUUGGGGGAGUGAGGUGGGCCUUCCGUCCAUUUCUUUCAUUCAAGCAUGUGGUUGCUGGGGGUACCAAACUGAUGCCUAAGGGGUGUGGAUGGUUGGCAAGGAGACUCCCUCUUGACAAGCAUCUUAAUGUGAGUAGGUUCACUUUCCUCUCACUGUAUUUCAUAAAACAGUCCCUCCUUUUCUGCCCUUUCACCCAAAUCCAGCUGAAGGAACAAGAACCUCAGAGCUACUGUGUGUCUGGGAUGGAUACCUUGGUCUCUCACUCCUUGUCCUUUGUGUGUAACUUUUUUUUAAUUAAAAGACAUUAAGUUAUUAAUGUUGCUGUUCUGGUUUCCGUGCAGCCCAACUGCCCCCCCUCCGUUUCUAUGGGAGCUCUGUUGGUUCCCUAGAUGGUGCUAUUUUGCUGUGUACAGGCCCCCCUCUCCUGAUGAGUCUUUCUUUUCGUUGUCUUUUUUACUUUGAUAUAUUUUUAAAACAUUAAGAUGUCUUUUGCUUCUCUUUUUAUUUAUAUAAGUUAUUGUGAAAUGAGGCUGUCUAUUGUCUUGGAUCUCCUAGAAAAUAAAGGGGGUUUAAAA
Messenger RNA from Candoia aspera, 5007 nucleotides. RefSeq names its product NCK associated protein 5 like (gene NCKAP5L). The record is from RefSeq and is a predicted model, not a curated record. The transcript is spliced from 13 exons. Gene Ontology annotation, cellular component: microtubule plus-end. Gene Ontology annotation, biological process: microtubule depolymerization; microtubule bundle formation. Lineage: Eukaryota; Metazoa; Chordata; Lepidosauria; Squamata; Candoiidae. Bases 211 to 3666 code for a protein of 1151 amino acids.